This is a messenger RNA of Colletotrichum abscissum, 1506 nucleotides long. Its product is annotated as protein kinase domain-containing protein. The transcript has 2 exons. Gene Ontology annotation, biological process: peptidyl-threonine phosphorylation; peptidyl-serine phosphorylation. Lineage: Eukaryota; Fungi; Ascomycota; Sordariomycetes; Glomerellales; Glomerellaceae. Gene Ontology annotation, molecular function: ATP binding; protein serine/threonine kinase activity. The record is from RefSeq and is a predicted model, not a curated record. Bases 1 to 1506 code for a protein of 501 amino acids.
AUGGCGGGGGUAACACUAUCUCGACAGCUUACCAAGGCCCAUAGGGUGGAUGAUUUGAAUGGCAGCCGGUUUAAAUUCCUUCCCCUAGAUACACUGAACAGACUUAUUACCGAGGAGAACGUGAGAUCAGAAUUGGCAAGAAAACCGCCAAGGAGGCCACGUAUCUCGCUUACUUCCGCCUCCGAGCAGGCUCGGACAUUGGCAUCGAGAGUUGUGACUAAGAAAGGGAGAAAGCUGUUCGUGAUAUUAGUUCACCUCAAAAAGCCAUGGGAUGUCAGAAAAUUAAUGGAUGCGGGCCUCAACGAUGAUUUCCUACCACUUUUUAGGAAUGGACAAGGCAGAAAUGAAGACCAGCUACAGUCAGCUCGUGACGCCAGAAUCAUCUUCAACCCCCCUGACGAUUGGGAAGAUCAAGACGUGGAUGACUUUAUCGAUAAGCAAUGGCUGGUAUUAGCUCCCGUUUUUGGGACUUCGGGAGCUCACAGGAUACUUGAUGCUUCAUGUCCCCUACCACUCGUCAAAGUUGACGGAACCAUUCAUGGCCCCGGGAGCGUGGUGUAUAAGACCGAUGUUCAUCCAUCCCAACAACAAGGCAUCAUGCUCGAAUAUCAGAACGCCGAGGUUGCUUUGAAAGAAUUCAAACGCGAUAAAGACUUUCAACAGGAAAGAGACAAUCUGAAGAGGAUCCGCAAACUCCGAAACAAGCACAUCACUAUCCAUUUCGAAACCUUUAGUCAAGGCGACAGAAGCUACAUUUUGUUUCCUUGGGCAGGAGGCGGCGACCUAGAGAACUUCUGGAAAAGCAGAGACAACGAAGCCCGAACGCACCAACUAGCUCUCUGGAGUUUGGAACAGAUGCUCGGUCUAUCUGAGGCCCUAUAUGCUCUCCAUGAGGAGAUGGGACAAGACGCAAAUUGCCGCCACGGCGAUCUCAAACCCCAAAAUAUUCUCCAUUUCCUCACAGGGGCAAGCGGAGGUAUUCUCAAGAUCUCUGAUUUUGGCAUCUCUCGUGUUCACCAGGUUGGAACCUUUGAGAGGGACAUGCAGCCUACCAUCACGCGAGCGACAUCGCCGUCUUACGAGGCGCCCGAAGCCGUCGUGGGAGAGAACCGUGCCAGGUCCCGCAAGUACGACAUCUGGUCUCUCGGCUGCAUCUUCUUGGAAUUCGCAAUCUGGCUUGUUCAAGAUUGGGACGCCAUAAACAGAUCCUGCGAUGCCAGAACACCGAAAGGACCUCAGCCAGCUGGGGGUUGGGCGCACUUUUACCGCAUCGAAGGUCCUAACGUUAUGGUUCAUCCCGAAGUCCCUCGCGCCAUACAUCGUCUCAAAAGCUUGGCGCCGUCUGCCCCAGGUACAGCAUUGGGAGAUCUGUUGGACAUCAUUCAGGCCAAUCUGGUGAGAGUUGACAUCAGGGAACGGCUUGACGCGAAAAGUCUUUGCGAGAAACUCAAGCAGAUAAUCAGCAGAGCUCGUGCUAAUCCCGCAUACCUGUUCGGUUCUGGUUAG